AUGGCAAUCACCUUGUUCGACUAUUUUCCCUAUACCAUGGGAAUCAUGGAAAACGGUCACCAGAGAGUUUACGGAAUGACGGGCUCACUCUUCGGAAACAUCACGGCAGCAUUGAACAUCAGUUACAGAAUUUUGAACAGCGUUGACGCCUACUGGGGGAACCUGUUGGAUGACGGCAACUUCACAGGUCCUUUGGGAAUGCUUCAAAGAAAUGAAGCGGACAUUGCCGUGGGCCCAUUUUCCCUCAAAGUGGACUACCUACGUUACUUCUACACGGGCGAAACGCACAUCUACGAGGACGUGCCAAUCCUCAGCGGACUUCGGAGGCCAUACCUGGCCGAUCCCUUUUCUUCUGCCACUUCGUUUGAAUCAGAAACGCUGGCGCUGCUCCUUGUCACGAUGCUUGUUCUGGUACUGCUGACGACGUUCUUUCAAAAGUCAAAGGUUGGCGAAGGUCCACUGAAGAAGCUUUCCACUUUUUUCUGGAUGUACGUCGAGUCGCUUUUCAUUGAGUCGACCCGGCUGAAACCCCUGCGCGGCGCGGCUGCCCGCAUCCUCUUUGGCGUGUGGCUGCUGGGCAUUGUCGUGUUCAGCCAGUACCUGACAGGCCAGGUGAAGGCCAGCCUGAUGGUCAAGGCACCGGUGUCACGCAUCGACACGGUGACAGAGCUCCUGAGCCGAGAGCCUCCCAUUCGACCAGUCACGCUCAAAGCUUCCCCCUUUAUGAAUAUGCUUCAGUUCUCAGGGCUGGACACGUACCGGGCUCUGCACGAGCGGAUCGUGCGAUUCGCCGGUGAACUGCCCCAGUCCGAGAUCUACACGACGAAGAUUUUGCGCGACGUGCUCGACGGCCGCACCGCUAUCCUCAUGGAUACCACGGGCAACCGCAUCUCAGUGGCACGCUCUUGCAGCACCCUGGGAGGUUUUUUCCACGUGUCCAGCGAUAUCCUCGAAACGGCUGACUUCCGCUGGUACAUCAACCAGCGGCUAGACAAGGCCCUCGUCAGAGCCAUGGACGUCAGAAUCCGUUGGUUGCUGGAGGCCGGGGUGCCCUUCAUGCGGCACCACGAGAUGUUUCCCCAGCCGGCCACCUGCUUCCUCGACUUCCAAGGAGCGCCGGGAGACCAGUACGAAGACCUCAGGUUCCAGGACCUCAGCCUGGCCUUCAUGUUCCUGCCGCUGGCCGCCGCCUUCACCCUGCUCGUACUCGGCGCCGAACUGGUCGUUCACCGACACAGAAAAUUCAAUUUCCUAGGGUUUUAUAACGCGCACAUGAACGCAUCGUAUUACUUAGCGCCAUAG
Molecule: messenger RNA, 1302 nt
Organism: Ixodes scapularis (black-legged tick)
Lineage: Eukaryota; Metazoa; Arthropoda; Arachnida; Ixodida; Ixodidae
Product: glutamate receptor U1-like
Exons: 9
Coding region: 1-1302 (433 amino acids)
Source: RefSeq, a predicted model, not a curated record